UCGCGUCGGGAUUCGCGGCUCCCAUUUCGAAAUGCCCUUUUCAUCGAUUGCCGGUAACAACAAAAUCUACCACACAUCACAAUUCACGGUUCCGAUUCCAAUCCAGGUCUUCACCUUCAAGGCUUGAUUUCCAUUGUUCUCUCUACGAUGGAGUCCGGGUCCAUAGACGAAAUUGGUGUUGAGUUAGGGCCUUCAUGCACGGAUGCUCUAGAGUCAGGCUCUUCAGGGGUUGAUGAUGUUGAUUCACGAUCUUCUUCUAAGAUGGAUGGUAGGUCAGGUUAUCCGUCAAAGAAUAAAAACAUUGGUGAGGGUUGGAUGCAUGGCAGGCUUUCCUCUUUGAACAAUAUUCCCUUGUUUUCCGAGUCUGUAGAGGAAAUGGGUGUUGAGUUAGGGCCUUCAUGCAUGGAUGUUCAAGAGUCAGGCUCUUCAGGGAUUGAUGAUGUUGAUUCACGGUCUUCUUCUGAGAUGAAUGGCAUGCCAGAGUAUCCGUCAAAGAAGCAAAAAAUUGGUGAGGAUUGUAUCGAUGCCAGGCUUUUCUCUUUGCACAAUGUACCCUUGUUUUUUGAGUCCAUGGAAGUUGAGUUGAGGUCUCAAUGCAUGGAUGUUCUAGAGUCAGGCUCUUCAGGGAUUGAUGAUGUGGAUUCAAGGUCUUCUUCUGAGAUGAAUGGUAGGUCAGGUUAUCCGUCAAAGAAUCAUAAUAUUGGUGAGGAUGGGAUGGAUGCCAGGCUUUUCUCUUUGCACAAUGUACCCUUGUUCGACAUUUGUGAGAUGAAAUGCAUUCGUCGAACAUUUGGAGAGCAAGUUCAUUUUGACCAGGAAACACUUUGUGGCAAAUACAUUCUGUUUUACCCUUUCGUCCCCUCACCUUUGGAUUAUCGCCUCAUACAAAAUUCACUCUACCCCAAUGAGCUCUUUGAUCUUUUUGCUGACUACGAGACGAUUUUGAGAUGGAUUUUGAAAAAACUAUGGCCUGUGAUUCCCCAAGAGCAGAAAAAUCCCUUCCCAUGUGAGGGAUGUUGUCCUAUAGCCAAGAAAUUGAAUGCUGUGAAACUUGAAUAUGGAAAUAAUAUCAAUGAGAUGGUUGCUGAUUCAAAGAAGUUAUUUCCCACCAGGAUUGGUCAAUCUUUUGAUGUUAUCUCUUUGUUGUCUGGUAAAGGGGAGAUGAAGAAGCACCUUGUUCACAAGGGUGGCGAUAGAGUUGAGGUUGAUAAGCAGACAUUUAGUGGAAAACACAUCAUGAUUUGUUGCUCUAAUGUGCCUGUCUUCCGCCAUGAGCAUACUGCACGUGAUGCCCAGGCUCUCGCAACUGCAUGCUCCAAGCUGUAUUGCUCGAGAAAUGACUUUGAGAUGGUAGUAGUUGCAAAGGUGAACCAAUUGGCCAAUUACGAGGAAGUUAGCGCAAAUGACCAUAUGUGGUUCCAUGAGGAGGCAAAUAUCUUGGAACUCAGCAGGAAGGUGGUUGGGGUGUACGUGUGCAGAGCUGAACAGAAAGAAUUCGAGAUAGUGCUGGGGUGCGUACCCUGGCGUGCUGACUGUCUUGACCCACAGGUUCACAUGGAGAAUAUUAGGGGUUUGUUGCAGGAGUGGGGGAUAUCGUGGUGGCAGUUUCCUUCCUUUGGGAAUCCAGACAAGCUCUCCAACAGCUCCGUAAGCUUUAGGAACUUUAGAGCAGGCUAUUUGGUCUUUAGACAGGGCGAAGAUGGCGGAAUAGGUGAUGAUAUGGUCAAUCUUGCUGAAAAUCUAGGAGUGUUCAAGGCAUAAAGAUACUGAAUCAAUUCAGGUUCAGGGA
This is a messenger RNA of Cuscuta campestris, 1789 nucleotides long. The record is from the annotation of a GenBank genome assembly. NCBI's taxonomy places the organism in Eukaryota, Viridiplantae, Streptophyta, Magnoliopsida, Solanales, Convolvulaceae.